Molecule: messenger RNA, 4092 nt
Organism: Pyrus x bretschneideri (Chinese white pear)
Lineage: Eukaryota; Viridiplantae; Streptophyta; Magnoliopsida; Rosales; Rosaceae
Product: topless-related protein 4
Exons: 26
Coding region: 215-3604 (1129 amino acids)
Biological process (GO): regulation of DNA-templated transcription
Molecular function (GO): protein binding
Source: RefSeq, a predicted model, not a curated record
UCUCUGAACCUUUUUCUCCUCCAAAUCCCUAAUCUCUAUCUUCUUCUUCUUCUCCAUAUAAAUACCUGACUCCAAAGCACCAAAACAAAGAGAGCUAGAGAGAGAAACUAGAGAGAGAAAGCUUUCAAACCCUCCGAUCUGAGCCAUCGAUAUCAUAAAGGAGGGUUUAGAUCUUUGCCUAAAUUAGGGUUUUGGCAGGAGUUCAGGGACGACGAUGUCCUCGCUUAGCAGAGAGCUCGUUUUUCUCAUACUUCAGUUUCUGGAUGAAGAGAAAUUCAAAGACAGUGUUCACAAGUUGGAGCAAGAGUCAGGGUUUUUCUUUAACAUGAGGUACUUUGAGGACAUGGUGACAAAUGGAGAGUGGGAGGAGGUGGAAAAGUAUUUGUCUGGUUUCACGAAGGUUGAUGAUAAUCGAUACUCUAUGAAGAUUUUCUUUGAGAUUCGCAAGCAGAAGUACCUUGAAGCUUUAGACAAGCGGGAUCGAGCAAAAGCUGUGGACAUUUUAGUUAAGGACUUGAAAGUUUUUGCAUCAUUUAAUGAGGAACUUUUUAAGGAAAUUACACAGUUGUUGACUCUGGAAAACUUUAGGGAUAAUGAACAGUUAUCUAAAUAUGGUGAUACUAAGUCUGCAAGGAGUAUAAUGCUUGCUGAACUGAAAAAGUUAAUAGAGGCUAACCCAUUGUUUCGUGAUAAACUUCAAUUUCCAACGCUGAAGAACUCGAGACUGCGUACUCUUAUUAAUCAGAGUUUAAACUGGCAGCAUCAGCUUUGUAAGAACCCAAGGUCCAAUCCAGACAUAAAGACCCUGUUUGUAGACCACAGUUGUGGACAACCAAAUGGUACCAGGGCUCCAUCUCCUGUCACUAAUCACUUAAUGGGGGCAGUCCCUAAGACAGGGGGUUUCCCUCCAUUGGGUGCUCAUGGGCCCUUUCAGCCCACACCAGCUGCUCUUCCAACGUCUCUUGCUGGAUGGAUGGCAAAUCCAUCACCUGUGCCUCAUCCCUCAGCUUCUGCUGGGCCUCUUGGGUUGGCCGCAGCUAACACUGCGGCCAUCUUGAAGCGCCCUAGAACUCCUCCUACCGGUAACCCAACUAUGGACUAUCAAACAGCAGAUUCUGAGUUCGUUCUGAAGAGAUCAAGACCUUUUGGGAUACCGGAUGAAGCCAAUAAUCUGCCAGUAAAUAUGCUGCCUGUUGCAUAUCCUAAUCAGAGCCAUGGUCAGAGUUCCUACUCUUCUGAUGACUUGCCCAGGUCUGUUGUUAUGACUUUAAGUCUGGGUUCAGCUGUCAAGAGUAUGGAUUUCCACCCGGUACAACAAAUUUUACUUCUUGUUGGAACAAACAUGGGUGAUGUCAUGAUAUAUAAGCUACCAAGCCAAGAAAAGGCUAUUAAGAACUUCAAAGUCUGGGACAUUGGAGCAUGUUCAGGGGCACUGCAGGCAUCUUUGGCCAGUGAUUAUACAGCAUCAAUCAACCGUGUGAUGUGGAGCCCUGAUGGGACACUUGUUGGUGUUGCAUACUCUAAGCACAUUGUACACAUAUAUUCCUACCAUGGUGGUGAUGAGUUACGAAAUCACCUGGAGAUUGAGGCCCAUGUUGGCAGCGUCAAUGAUCUUGCUUUCUCAUAUCCAAACAAACAGCUGUGCGUUGUCACUUGCGGGGAUGAUAGGGUCAUUAAGGUGUGGGAUGCAGCCACUGGGAUUAAGCAGUAUACUUUUGAAGGCCAUGAAGCACCUGUAUAUUCAGUGUGUCCACAUCACAAAGAAAAUAUCCAGUUCAUUUUCUCGACGGCUACUGAUGGGAAAAUAAAGGCAUGGUUGUAUGAUAAUGUGGGCUCAAGAGUUGACUAUGAUGCACCAGGCCAUUCAUCUACCACUAUGGCAUACAGUGCAGAUGGAGCAAGGUUGUUCUCAUGUGGGACUAACAAAGAAGGGGAUUCAUCCUUGGUGGAGUGGAAUGAAAGUGAAGGAGCUGUAAAGCGGACCUAUCAUGGUCUUGCAAAGCGUGCAGUUGGGGUUGUGCAGUUUGAUACCACUAAAAACCGGUUCUUGGCUGCUGGCGAUGAGUUCACUGUCAAAUUUUGGGACAUGGACAAUGUUAACCUUUUGACGAGUACUGAUGCAGAUGGUGGAUUGCCGGCUUCUCCCACAAUCAGAUUUAACAAGGAAGGAAUAUUGUUAGCUGCCUCAACGAAUGAUGGUAUUAAAAUUCUGGCAAAUACAGAUGGAAUUAGGUUGCUAAGAACUGUGGAAAGUCGCACAUUUGAUGCUUCAAGAGCUGCUUCUGCGGCUGCAGUGAAGGCACUCCCAGUAGGAACAUUUGGGCCUUCCAGCACUCCUAUUGGAACAAGCAUUGGAGAUCGAGCUGCUCCUGUGUCAGCCAUGGUUGGACUGAACAAUGACAAUAGAAGUUUGGUCGACAUUAAACCUAGAAUUGCUGAUGAGUCGGUAGAGAAAGCCAGGAUUUGGAAACUGACUGAAAUCAGUGAACUAUCACAAUGCCGCUCUCUGAGGCUCCCUGAUACUUUAACAGCAAUGAGGGUUUCUAGAUUGAUAUAUACAAAUUCAGGACUUUCAGUGUUGGCGUUAUCAUCUAAUGCUGUACACAAGCUCUGGAAAUGGCAAAGAAAUGAACGAAUACAAAAGGCCACAGCCAGUAGUCUACCGCAAUUAUGGCAACCUUCAAGUGGAAUAUUGAUGACCAAUGAUAUAAGUGAUACAAACCCUGAGGAUGCUGUUCCAUGCUUUGCACUGUCAAAGAACGAUUCUUAUGUUAUGUCAGCUUCAGGGGGGAAAAUAUCCCUUUUCAAUAUGAUGACAUUUAAGACAAUGACAACAUUUAUGCCCCCACCCCCAGCUGCAACAUAUCUGGCAUUUCAUCCUCAAGACAAUAAUAUCAUUGCCAUAGGAAUGGAUGAUUCUUCUAUCCAGAUUUACAAUGUCCGGGUUGACGAGGUUAAAACCAAGCUAAAAGGUCAUCAGAAAAGAAUAACAGGCCUUGCCUUCUCUCAUACUCUUAAUGUGCUUGUAUCUUCGGGGGCUGAUUCCCAGUUAUGUGUUUGGAACACGGAUGGAUGGGAGAAGCAGUCUAGUAAAUUUCUUCAGAUGCCUAGUGGCCGGGCUGCUGCUCCCCUUGCUGAUACCCGAGUUCAGUUUCACUCAGAUCAGAUGCAUUUGCUGGCAGUUCAUGAAACACAGAUAGCCAUAUACGAAGCACCAAAAUUGGAAUGCCUUAAGCAGUGGGUUCCUCGAGAAGUUAGUGGUCCGAUCACACAUGCUGUAUAUUCCUGUGAUAGCCAGUUAAUUUAUGUUAGCUUUGAAGAUGGAAGUGUUGGGGUUCUCACUGCUCUUACACUUAGAUUGAGAUGCCGAAUACUACCAACCGCUUAUUUACCUCCAAAUCCAAGCUUAAGGGUGUAUCCUCUCGUUGUUGCGGCACAUCCAUCCGAACCCAACCAGUUUGCCUUAGGACUUACAGACGGUGGAGUGCAUGUACUUGAGCCAUUAGAGUCGGAAGGAAAGUGGGGAACUAAUCCCCCAAUCGAAAAUGGUGCUGGGCCUAGCACGACUUCUGGAGCAGCCGCUUCAGAUCAACCCCAAAGGUGACAAUCCCGUGUGCGUGGCUUCCACCGAGGACCUUAGGUGCAUUUCUCUCUUCCGUGAUGGUCCCUGUUCCUGAUGUCAUCAUAUUAUAUUUUUGAGGGGAAACUGUGGAUUUAGGUACUAUAGUUUUAGGAUAAUUGGAUUAACCCAGUAGAAUUCGUUAUAGUGGCAUUUGAAAACAGGUCAAAACAGAUCGCUGUGAGGCAAUUCCCGUCAUUUAGGAUAAUUGGAAAGUGAUGAACUAUAGUUUGAAGUCUUGAAGAAAUGCUGCGCCAGGCGAAAGGUCGAGAUCGGACGACGAGGGGGUUCAGCAAAAGAUAGUAGUUGGUUUGGUUAAACGGCCAGACUGUUUUAUCCUUUUCUUUACUUUAUAAGUUGCUGAGAAUCUCAGAAAUUAAUUUAAUUGUGAACCAGAUAUGAUUUAGUCAUUUUAUUUUCUGUACUCUUUAUUUUUCUGGUGAUAAAUAAGAAAGCGGCUUUGUUGUUGUUUA